AAACAUAAAUAAUCGUUAACAUAUUUCCUCUCCGAAGAUGUGAACAUGGUGCGCUGUCGAUAUUUGGCGAUCGAUUAUGAAUCAGAUUUCGCUCAGAAACGAAGGGGUUUGCGUAAUAGACUGACCAUUACAAAUAUCAGUUCUCCAACAGAGGAUAUUCGGAGACGAAAAGAUAUAUUUAGCCACAGAACGCCAUGGAUUGGUGUAUCAAAGGAAACAGAAUCAAGUUCUUCAAGAAAUGAACUUAAAUUAUUACUAAGUCGUUGUGAAUCACUGAAUGCUACUGAUAUCGAAUUCGAACCUCUCAUGCAGGGUAAAACAAGUUAUGAUGUUUCUGAACUCAAGGCAUUCACAGAAUCUGAUAAAGAUGCAAACGCAACAGAUUCUAAACUCUUUGAAGAGAUUGAAGGACUUGAAUCUAUUAAAGUUUCGCAACCAUCUAUUUCGCGAUUGUUGAGAAAGCAUAGCAAUUUGGUGUUAUCUGAUCCGUAUGCGGAAAUCGCUAAUGUUUACAAGAAAUAUGAAAAAUUAGAUAUCAGUAAAAUUCAAAAAUUUAAUCUGGAUGACGAUCCAACUUUUGAAAUCAUGGAGGCAACAAGCUCAAAAUGUUCACUGGAUUUUGACGAAAAAUUGAAUUAUGAAGUAGACAAUGAUUUUCUUGAUGAAAUCAAAGAAACACAUGAGGGACAAAAACCAGAUAUUGACAACACCGAUCUAGAAAAAAUUAAAGUUGUCGAAUCAUCUUCUGUUAAAGGAGACUUUGGAUCAUAUGUAUCAAUGACAACAAAACAUUUUGAAAAUGAUGAAGUUUUAAGCACCUUGCCAAAAUCUAUAAAUAGUGAUGAAAUAAAAAUAUUGCAAGUUGAUCAAGUACUGGAAAGAUCAUCCUUGGAACUAGAGGUACCUUCUAAUUCUGACCCGGUGUACAAGAUUGACCUUAUUAGAGAAGCAUUAGAAAAUUUUGAUAUGAAGAAAAUCAACCUUAUAAAGAUAUCACAUGAAGAUUUUCACAGAAUAACAAAAUGCACCGAUAUUGAAAAUAUAUUUGUAAAUGGAAUGGAGAGAGAAGAUUGGAAUACUGCUCGUGUUUCACAUCUCUUAUUAUCAGAGACAGCACUAAAAGAAGCAAAUUUGCCAGAAAUAGAUGCUACGGAAUCAACAAAAUGUUCAGAUCUCUGCCGACCUCAGUCAAGACUUUCUACUAGUGAUAUUGAGUUGGCAUUACAUUGGAGCUUCACUACACAUGUUAAAGGCUUGAUAACCAAAUUGCAAAGACUGGAAAAACUUAAUGUUGAGAUAUUGCAACGAAGACCUACGGAAUUUAAUAACAGAAAUUCAUAUUGUACUGAUGCUGAAGUUUUUGAGGAACUUGUUCCAGUGAUUGAGGAAAAUACAGGUAAAAGAAAAAUUUGUGAAAUACAGGAAAGUGCUUCAUAUGAAAAUGAUGAAUUUUCUUUGGAUUCUUUCUUACAAAUGCGUGGAAAAAUGAUGAAACCUAAAAUACAGAAAUUCAUGAGAGCUGUGGGUAGUAAAAAGGAUAUGCAGGUUGCAGUAGAAACCAUACAUGAUAGUAAGGACUUUUCUUCACUAAAUAGUGUUUCAUCUACUUCAAUACCAACAAUACCAUCCUUUCCACCUGUUGAAGAUUCAAACUACAGAUUGGUCAAAGUAAAUAUCACUGGUGGUAUUUUACGAAUAAUUUUGGAUAUAGAAAGUUAUAUUGAGCCUAUAUUCAAUCAAUUGAAAACGUUUCGAGUUAUACCUGAACAGUGUGAUAUACGAAAUAUUAAUGAAGACAUGUCAAAAUACCUUUUGAAACAAUCAAAAAGAUUUGUCCAGAAUAGCUCUGGUAUGGUACAACAUCCUCAAUAUGUGUUGCUGGUGAUGUUACAUUGUUUCAUUGUAUGUAAAUCAAGACUAGUAAACCUAUCUCCUGCAUCUGGACUUGGUUUUUUGAUCGACUUUUAUCAAAACAACAAAGAAAUGUUGGAAAGCUUGAUACAUCUCAAUGAAUUCAAUGAUUUUAAGUCAAUGUUAUCAUUGAUUCCUCUUGCUAUACAUACAUUAAAGCAAAGUAUAAUGGAAUCACAUCUUAUUCAUCCAAAGAUUGCAGAAUUAGGGAAAAUAAUUUAUGAACGAUUAUAUAAAGAUAGCAGAAGAGAUGGAUCUAUAACUAAGAUUUUGAUACUUUGUGAUACCAAAUGUCAACAUUUAUUUGAUGAAAUAAUUCACACUCUGAUAAAAAAUUGUAGUUCUAAAAUUGGAGUGAAUCCUAUUGCUCUGCCUUCUGGACAACAGUCAUAUACAGUAGAUGAUUUCGUUAAGAACGCUAUUGCCAGUGGAUAUAACAUUGUCAUCAUACCAGUUGCUGCUUUAUCAUCAAGUUUUCCGUGGGAUAAAUUUACUCUUUUGUUGGAAUAUGAGGCUAAAAAAGAUUCACCUUGGAAAAGAAUAUCAAUGGGACUUGGAAUUCGACAUAUUGCUUUAGAAAUCGAAAGAACUGAAUCUCAAUUAGACAUGGAUGGUGACACUGCAAACAAUGAUGAUUGUGACAUCAUAACACUGAUUGGUUCUUCAACAAUAACACAAUGUGGAAAUCUUCUGCAUCUGCUUGAAACAAGACACAACAUUGAAAUAUUGGAACGAGAUUAUGUUGAAUUAAAUAAAAGCAUUUCGCCAAACGAAAACUCGAUAACAGGACAUCCUGAUAUAAUUAUAGAUCAGACAACAUGUAUUAUUGUAGAAACAUUCUCAGCUUUGAGUGGAGAAGAUGGAUCACAACUUCUGCAUAAUAUUAUUUUGAAAAUUUUAGAUUUGAAAACAAGAUUUACUAAACGUUAUGUUAUCAUUGCUGAUCUGUCUGCAAAAAAGUCAGGCUACCCCAUGAGAGGAGAUUUCCCCUUAAAUUUGUCAAAACUCCACACAGCUUUGGAAAACUUUCUUCAACAGGAUUCAGUUUUUGAGAUGAAGUUGUUUUGCUGCUUUGAUGUUGAACAUUUUGCUUAUUUAAUUCAACGUCUUGUUGAAAAUUCAAAGUCAGACAAAUCGAUGAGUAAAGAACCAAGGAUGAAGCGACUGACUAUGUCACAGAGUAGUCAUGAAAAAUUCCUCGUACAAUUUCCAAGUAUUAAUUCUCUUGUUGCACAAAAUAUGUUGUCUAUUGCUUCAUUGAAGGAAAUAGCUUCGAUGAGUAUUUCUGAAUUGCUUGAAAGGUUUUCACACAUUUCAAAAGAAUGUUUACAGGAUUUUUAUUCCAAACUUCAUGCACCAGGACAACCUUUGCCUGCAUUUUAUGAUGAAAUUGAUGUCGAUGUUACACCUGAAUUCAGUUUUAAACUUGAGCAAAGUGAUUCUAUGGCAAUGGGAAAAUCACAAGACGAGUUCCCUGAUUUUGCUGCUUACUUUGGUCGUGAAUAUCAAUCCAAGGAUGGUUCAGAUUGUUCUAGUUCCCAUUUCAGUGAGAGUAGCUGCUUUCAACAAAGUAAUCCAUUUGCUUCUAAUUUCGAUUCUCUUUCUUGCUCGAGUAAAAACGAAUCAAAUCCUUGUAGAAAACGACUUAGAUUUGAGAGAAUCAAAGAGUGGAAAGAUGGUCAGACUAGACUUGCUUAUUACUGAAGAGUAUAUUUGGAAAUUAAGAAAUUUCAGUCAUUUUAUGUUACGAUUAUUUGAAUCUAAAACAGGCGUGGGCAAGGUUUUUGAACCAGGGGCCAAAAAUUGUGCCCACAUAGACUGGCGGGCCAUGUAAGUGUGAGAUAAAAGUUACAUUCUAUGAACAAUAUUUAAAGAGUUACAAAAGCAAAAGUGGAGAACAUUAUGCCUAAAUUUUCUCACAAUCUCAACAAAUUCUUCGAGCUUUUUUUAUCUUGAAAUUUGGUUUUAGUUUGGUUGUGAUAGCAUCAAGCGGGCCAGAUUGAAUUACCCAACGGGCGGGCUGUAGUUUGCCCAUGUCAGGGUUAUGAUGAAAUUGGUCUUCUCUAGUUAAGGACUAGGUAGACCUACUACCGGAAGUUGGUGAUAGAUUCAGGAAUUAGUGUAAUUUCCUAAUUCAUAUUGAUUAGAAUUUCAGACAUGAGUUUGAGUUUAAAUUUCGAGAUAAAGUAACAAAGAGUUAGUUCUGUCACACAUUUUCCCAAUAAGAACAUCAUUUCUGGAGUCAUCGCAUAGUUUUGUAACUAAUCACUUGUGAUUCAGUGUAUUCAUACAUAAUAUGCAUGUUCCAUUUUUCUAACUCGUGACUGUUUGCUGUUUCUACCUUCGAAGAUGUUAUUAUCUAUUCUUUCUUCUGUUCUAAUUUUCUUCAUAUGUUUCUACUAACAUUUUUAGUUUAUUAUUUGUUAAAAAAAAUUAGUUUUCAAAAUGAUAGAUUUUACAAUGCUGUGGUACGUUAUGUAAAAAAAUAAAUGGCAAUGAAAAUGAAAAGCGUAUUUUAUUUUAAUAUUGAGAUAAUUCCAUGCUGAGAGAAAACAUCACAAAAAACAAGUAUGCUGAAAA
Messenger RNA from Styela clava, 4491 nucleotides. Lineage: Eukaryota; Metazoa; Chordata; Ascidiacea; Stolidobranchia; Styelidae. The record is from RefSeq and is a predicted model, not a curated record.